Ylistrum balloti is the source of this 3487-nucleotide messenger RNA. Its product is annotated as coiled-coil domain-containing protein 25-like. The coding region runs from base 45 to 671 and encodes 208 amino acids. The record is from RefSeq and is a predicted model, not a curated record. Lineage: Eukaryota; Metazoa; Mollusca; Bivalvia; Pectinida; Pectinidae. The transcript is spliced from 9 exons.
CGCAGAAGUCAACUACAUGUGGAUUUCGUGGCGAAACGUAAAAUAUGGUGUUUUUCUUCACAAGUAGAGUUGUGUCUCCAAGUUACAUGCUGUACAUGGGACUAGACAAACAUGAAAAUGAAGAUCUCAUCAAAUGGGGAUUUCCAGAAGAUGUAUGGUUCCAUGUAGACAAGGUGUCCUCAGCUCAUGUGUACCUCAGACUUCAUCCUGGAGACACAUUGGAUGAUGUACCACAAACUGUUAUAGAUGACUGUGCUCAACUGGUAAAGGCCAACAGUAUCUCAGGUAACAAGAUGAACAAUGUUGAUGUAGUAUACACAAUGUGGGCCAACCUGAAGAAAACUGGUGCCAUGGAUGUCGGACAAGUGGGGUUCUUCAAGGAUAAAGAGGUGAGAAAGGUCCGAGUAGAGAAACGAAUAAAUGAGAUUGUGAACCGUCUGAAUAAAACAAAGGAAGAGAGAUUCCCUGACCUGCGAGCAGAGCGAGAACAGCGAGAUAGAGAGGAGCGGGAGGCUGCUAAGGUUAAUAUGCAGGAGCAGAAAAGAAAGGAAAAGGAAGAAGAGGAAAGAAGAAGAAAGGAAUCUGAACUAAGAUCAUAUGAUUCUCUGAUGAAGACAGAAAACAUGACAUCAAAUCAGGACGAUGGUAAUGACUCAGAUGACUUCAUGUGAUCCUGUCCAACCACCAGAUUCCCAAGUCUUUCAAAGUCCACAAAUGAAUGCAUCUCCUCAUAUCCUUUUCUGUUAAUUGCUCCGGAAUCUCUUCAUUCUUGCUGCUUAAGCAUCAAUCUUUUUCAAAACCAUUUGUUUCCUGUAAUGAAGACAUGGAAGUGGUAUUUGGAAAAUGAUACAAGAACUUUAGCCAUGCUGAAGACAAAAGAGAAAGUGGUAUUUCAGGGAGUUACAUCAGCUGUGCUGUUUGGUUGCUUUCUUGUAACUCAGUUAAUGGACAGAAAAACUUGCAUGUUUUGAUACCAAGGCUCCAGAACACACUGAGGCUGGCCACAGAACAUAGGGCACUUACAAAUCAAGGAAACCAACUGUCUGAAAUAUUAUUUAUCAUGUAUUGAGUCAUACAAACAUACUAUAAUGUACUUGAAUUUGAUCUGGGUUACUUGAAAGCAGCUGCGGUAAUGACAGGAAGUGGUGUUUUUGGAGAGAACAUUAUCUGUGAUGUGGACUGGAAUUUGUGUCUGUUGGGAGCACACUGACUGCGCUUUGGACAGGAAGUGGUGUUUUUUAGGGAUGUGAACCAUGAUGAUGUGUCUCUAGCACUGGCUAGUUAUUUAAGUUGUAAAACAUAAUGUACAGACAAGACUCAAAACAUUUCACUUUUAGAAGUUUUCUAUUUAAAAGCAUUACAUAAAUUUAUCUUUUUUACAUGCAGCUAAAGCUGUAUGCUGAAAGAUGAGAACCCUUGAAAAAAUGUUAUUCUACAAUUAAACAAUGAAACAGGGAAACCUAUUAUUGAUUUUCUUUAUAUUACUUAACCAUUAUUUGGUCUUGGACAACAUAUUAACUAGUUUCUUUUUGUUUUUUAAUAACAUUCUUUGCUACUUUUUAGUGCUGAAAACUGCUACAAACUCUUUGUUUCAUCAUUUUACUUAUAAAGCAUAAUUUUUAUGGCUAUGAACCUGGCAUGAAUUGUUACAGAUUGUUGGUAUGAAGAUGAUCAGAUAAAACUAUUUAUUGAAUUGUUUAACCUUAACUGAAGCAAUGGUCAAUGGUAAUUUUUCACUAUCCAUCAUCAGUACCUUAAUAUUUUCUUGUUCUAGGAAAAACCAAUAUCAUUUUACAUAAUGAUUGAAUGAUGCCAAUUUCCAAUACAUUUCAUUUUUUAAGCAAAUUCUUGGUAAGUGAGACAUUUUUUAUUAUAAUUAGGUGAAUAUAACUGUCCAAAUGGCCAAUUACAUCAUAUCAAAAAAAAAAAAAAAAAGCUUUUGUCAGAUGAAUGACUUGGGUAAUAUCACCUUUGAUGGUUAAGACAUCCUAGUAUUUACCUGAAAACAGGUCAAAAAUUGUAUACAAACUUUAACUAUCACUAACUUCUUCAGGGUGAUGAACUGACUAUAGUGGACAACACUAAUAUAUUAUUUCAUUGCCCAUUGAAACUUUUUCUUUUGGAGUUAUCAGUAUUUUUGUUUGUUCUUGACCAUCUCUAACAUUUGUUAUUUAACUGUAUUAACCCUUAUAGUAAUUUAUUAUGAGCAGAAGCCUAGGAAUCAAGAAAAACAAUAAAUGGUUUUGAUAUGUUUAAUAUGUUAUUUCACUUCCUUUAAUUCCUCGAAAUAAUCCGUUUGAUCACAAUUGACAUGCAAUGAUUAUACUAACAUUUGAUAAUUAUCUCCCUUUACAUUUGAAUGUAAUCUGAAAAAAAUGACUCUUUAUAAGACAUCAUAUUUUCUGCUAUAUUCAUUUUCAGCCCUAGGCAUCAAAUCCAAACUACUUUGUAUAUCUUAGAUGUUUGUAGAUUAUAUACAUGAAAUGUCACUUGUGUAUCUUGAGCUGACUAGAAAUUAAGGCUUUUCAAGGUGAUUGGCAAAAAAUUGAAAUACUGUUUGAAUGGAAGUGGAUUUUUUUUUCACCAUCUACAUAUUUAGUCAUUUCUGCCAUUUCUUUUAUGCAAAAUGAAAAUGGAAGGUUAACUUGAGAAUGCUGAAGAUAAUUGAUAACUUGUUUGCCAGGAUGAUAGGGUACAAGGUUCUCUAGAGGAAACUAAUACAUAACAUAUAUUUAUACCACUAGAAAACUUUUGUGGUCUGGCAGAUGAUCCAUAUCUUAUGUCCCACUUAAUCAUGGCUUUCUUGCCAUUGUUAAAAUGUGAUGAUAUAACCCAAUGUGUUGUAAAAAGAUCUGGUCAGUGUGGUUUGUAUGUGAUGUUAACAUACAUUCUUGGCUCUCUCAUGCCUGAGACCAGGAUUUGACUCCUAUCAGGGUCAUAGUGCCCAACAGGAAUGUGCUGUUCCCUCUUCUUUCAUAUUGGCUUCCAAUUAAAUCCCAGAGUAGCAGUUGAGUCAAAUAUGGUCUCCAUCAAUCAGCUGCUUUUUUGACUCAGUUGAAGCCAUGGAUUAUCAAGCUUGUGACCCUGGCUUGAUUCUCGUCCAGGUACUCAGCAAUCCAACUAUUAAGCAAUAGUAAUUUUUUAUCUCUAAAACUAAUGGAGAAAGUAAAAAUAGAUUUCUUAUUCCAGUCUCGAUCCAAUAUUUAAAAAACAAAUUUUUAAAGUCUGUUAAUGUUUAAAUCUGAAGUUUUUUUUAUUGGAUUUCAAAGCAAUAUAACCAGCUACUUAAAAUGUAUAGAUGAGAAAGAAUGAUUUUUUUUUUUUUUUUUUUUUUGAAACAAGAUGAAUGGUUUGAGAAAUUUGUCUGUGAAAUUUGUGUCAGGACCAAUUUUCUACAAUUUAUUACGAAGUAUUGACAAAUGUCUGUAACAACGCUUGUACAUGGCUGUUACUUGUGUAUAGUAAAAUAAAUUAUGUGUGCAAUGAA